AUGCUUUUCAAGCAUCUUUUCGCUUCGGCUGCGACACUCGUAUCGUUUGCAGUCGCUGAAGAUCUCACCGGCUACGAGUAUGUCGUAGUCGGUUCCGGCGCGGGAGGAGGUCCCCUUGCGGCUCGCCUUGCGCUUGCGGGUCACAAAACCCUACUCAUUGAAGCCGGUGAUGACCAGGGCGCCAACAUCAACUAUACCGUCCCCGCAUACAACGCUCGCGUCUCCGAAGACCCCGCCCUAGCCUGGAACUUCUACGUCCAUCAUUAUGCCGAUGAUGAGAGGCAAGCCCGCGACUUCAAGACAUCGUAUGAGACGCCCGAUGGUGGCGAGUACACGGGCCUGUCACCACCGGCGGGCUCAAAGUUGAAGGGUACCCUCUACCCGCGUGUUGGCAGCCUGGGAGGUUGCACCGCACACAAUGCCCUUAUUGCUGUGUAUCCCCAUCAGUCCGACUUCCAGUACAUUGCCGACAUCACUGGAGAUGACUCGUGGGCACCUGAUAACGUGCGCAAGUACUUCGAGAAGCUGGAGGACAACAACUACCUUGCAGUAGAUGCAGGCCAGGGCCACGGCUUUGACGGCUGGCUCUCGAUAGAGUAUGCACCCAUCACAAUCGUUACAGAGGACUCAAAGCUCUUGAGCCUUAUCACUGGUGCGGCUGCUGCACUCGGAGGUCUCAUUGGCUCCGUUAUUGACCUUGCCACCCUCAUUGCUGGUGAUGCGAACGCCAACACCCUCGCGCGCGACCAGUCUUCGUCUCUGUACCAAAUUCCUAUCUCGACCGCCGAUGGAAAGCGUAACGGCGCCCGCGAAUUCGUCCUUCAAGUAAGCGAGGCUACGGACUCGAACGGAACCAAGAAGUACCCUCUCGAUGUCAGAUUAAACUGCCAUGUCACCAAGGUUACUUUUGACGAGUCUGUUACUCCUCCUCGCGCAACUGGUGUUGAGUUCCUUGAUGGUCAGUACCUGUACAAGGCAAGCCCGAAGUCCAAGGGUGCUACUGGUACCCCUGGUUCAGCUUCCGCUUCUCGCGAAGUCAUUAUUGCGGGAGGCACCUACAACUCCCCUCAGCUGCUCAAACUUAGCGGUGUUGGACCUGCGGAUGAGCUUAAGCAAUUCAACAUCUCUGUCAUCUCAGACCUUCCUGGUGUCGGCACCAACCUUCAGGACCACUACGAGACAAACGUCCAGGGUAAGGCUCCUAGCAACUUCACUGCUUUUGACGGAUGUACCUUCGACGCGUCUGAGAAUGACGAGUGCCUCGAGAAGUGGAACAACCCCAAUGCUGUGGAGAAGCGUGGCACCUAUGCCUCUCCCGGUCUCGGCGCUACCAUGUUAUUCAAGAGCAGCCAAGCUGAGAAUGACGAGUGGGAUACUUUCAUCUUCGGCGGUCCUGUCAACUUCCGCGGUUACUUUCCCGGUUAUGCUUACAAUGCCACCCACGACCACGACUGGUUCACCUGGGCUAUCCUCAAGUCGCACCCACGCAACACCGCCGGAACUGUUACCCUGCAGUCUGCCGACCCGCUAGAUGUUCCCAAGAUCACCUACAACUAUUUCGACACUGGUAACGGUGAUUACGAGAAGGACAUCACCGCUAUUACCGAAGCCAUCAGCCUUGCCCGCAAGUCCUUUGCAGCCCAGGCAGUCAACAUGACCGAGACUCUGCCUGGUGCCAACGUGACUAGCGACGAGGCUAUCGCCGACUACAUCAAGGACACCGUGUGGGGCCAUCACGCCUCCUCUACGUGUCCCAUCGGUGCUGAUGACGACAAGAAUGCAGUUCUUGACAGCAGCUUCAGGGUCCGCGGCACCGCGGGUCUUCGAGUUGUUGACGCCAGUGUGUUCCCUAAGAUCCCUGGAACUUUCACUGCUGUCUCUACCUACAUCGUCGCUGAGAAGGCAGCUGAUGUUAUCCUCAGCGCGCUCAACGGCACAAACUCUACCAGCGCUUGA
Molecule: messenger RNA, 1956 nt
Organism: Didymosphaeria variabile
Lineage: Eukaryota; Fungi; Ascomycota; Dothideomycetes; Pleosporales; Didymosphaeriaceae
Exons: 1
Coding region: 1-1956 (651 amino acids)
Molecular function (GO): oxidoreductase activity, acting on CH-OH group of donors; flavin adenine dinucleotide binding
Source: RefSeq, a predicted model, not a curated record